CUCCGUUGCCUUUUUCUUCGUUUUUAAAGUGAGCAUGCGCGUAACGAUGGCGUUGACGCUCUGAAGUUUGAACCAGACCGAAACGGCGGGUCGUGGGGCUGUCAGUGAGUUGUAUUUAUGGAGAGUCCGGGUGUAGGUUGCCCAUGUUUUUUAGGAACUAGGUUUAAGAACUCAGCAUGUCAAUUAUAACACUGCAACUUGGUCAGUGUGGCAAUCAGAUUGGUUUUGAAGUGUUUGAUGCUUUAUUUCGUGACUCACACUGUCCCCAUGGACUGUGCUGUAAAAGAGAGAAUGAGGCAUAUCAAGCAUCUUGCAAAGAAAGGUUCUUCAGUGAACAGGAACAUGGAGUUCCAAUUGCUCGAGCUGUACUUGUUGACAUGGAACCUAAAGUUAUCAACCAAACACUAUCAAAAGCUGCCCACUCUGACCGAUGGAAAUAUGAUCAACAUUCAUGCUUCUGUCAAAAGCAAGGUUCUGGAAAUAACUGGGCAUAUGGUUACUCUGUUCACGGACCCAGACAUGAAGAAUCUAUAAUGAACCUAAUCCAGAAGGAAGCAGAAAAAUGUGAUUCGUUGAGUGGAUUUUUCAUCAUAAUGAGUAUGGCUGGGGGCACAGGGUCAGGACUAGGAACCUUUAUUACACAGAGUUUACAAGAUCAGUUCUCAGACUCUUUGAAAAUGAAUCAGAUCAUAUGGCCCUAUGGAACUGGUGAGGUUAUUGUACAGAACUACAACUCCAUUUUGACUCUUUCUCACUUGUACCGAUCUUCAGACGCCCUCCUUAUUCAUGAGAACGAUGCUAUUCAUAAGAUCUGUGCAAAACUGAUGAAUAUCAAGCAGAUCUCCUUUAGUGAUAUAAAUCGAAUACUCGCACAUCAACUGGGAAGUGUGUUCCAGCCUACUUAUUCUGAAGAAGGCUCCCGUUACUACAGGAGGAAUCCAUUAGGAGACUUAAUGGAGAAUUUAGUUCCUCAUCCUGAAUUCAAGAUGCUGAGUGUUCGAAACAUUCCUCAAAUGUCUGAGAACUCCCUGGCAUAUAGCACGUUUACUUGGGCUGGCCUCCUCAAGCACUUGAGACAGAUGCUCAUUUCUAAUGCGAAAAUGGAAGAAGGUAUUGAUUGGCACGUUCGGCCUCCUUUAUCAGGACUUCCUACUCUUAGUAAAAUGGCUAUCAACAAGGAACUUCGUUUUAACACUUCCAUUGCUAACUUGGUCAUCCUUCGUGGGAGAGACGUGCACAGUGCAGAUCUGGGGGGAUUUAAAGAUCCAGCUCUCUAUACUUCCUGGUUAAAGCCUGUCGAUGCGUUCAGUGUAUGGAGAACCCAGCGAGCCUUUAGCAAAUAUGAGAAGUCUGCAGCAUUAGUGAGCAAUAGUCAGUUCUUAGCAAAACCACUCGACAUGAUUGUGGACAAAGCAUGGAAUAUGUUUGCUUCAAAGGCCUACAUUCAUCAAUACACAAAAUUUGGAAUUGAAGAAGAGGAUUUUUUGGACAGUUUCACAUUGUUAGAACAGGUCAUUGCCAGUUACUACAACCUCUAAUCCUGAACCAAGCAGAAAACUGCUUUCAACUUUUGGACUAAAGUAUUUACACUACUACUUUUCUGUAAAAAUUUCAAAGUCCUAAAAAUAACCAAGUCAGGUGCCGGUUUCUCCUGCAAACUAUACCCACAAAAAUGGAGAACCUUUUACAUGGAGAAUAGCAUGUUUUCAAUGAAAUCAUCUACUUUAUAUUUUUGUAUGUAAGAAAAAUUGGUGCUUCUAUAUACAGAACUUUGGAAACACUUUACUGACAUGAUGGAACUCUAGAACUACCUAAACAUUGGAAAAUUCUGUUUUGUCUUUGCAUGUUCCUAAAUCUCGCUUUAUCCCAAAAAAGGAUAUUUAAAUGUAUUCAUCUUUGAAGUGAAUGCUUUGAGCCACCAGAGGGAGCUGUUAUCAAAUGCUACAAUGUGAACAUCUAUUUUGAGUAUUUUACAAGUGUAAUAGUUUCCACUUUAAUCAACUGUUUCAAAAAUAAUAUCAGAGCCCUACCUGGGGGCCUGGAGGGUUAAGUAUCAGCGCAUCCAUCACAGUGGCCUACUACAGUGGCCUGAGUUCCAUCCCACAGGGUGCACUGAUUGAACUAGUGUUUAAAAAUUACUUUUAGGCGUUUAACUGUUGUAGAAGAUAGCUAUAUAUGCUUCAGCAAAAGGGGUGAAAGCUUUCACCCCAAUUUCACCAACAUGAGAAAAUUACACCAAGGAAAUACUGUAUGUACAUCAUGAAGUUGAUACAGUGUCGGUUUCACACAGGACAAAACACUUGAAAAUUGGCAACUGAAUGUGAGGGGAUUGGCAUACUUCAGUAAGCCACAUGUGUUGUUAUAUUAAAUGUAAAAUGGGAAACAAAUAGGAAAGUUUGCUUUCUGCCAAAUCUACCAGUGGUGAUUUAUUUUUAUAUGGAAAAAUGACAGUUCAAUUUCACUGGUUUCUUCCUUUUCUUUGCAUAUGGUAAUGAUUACCUUUUUACUGUUUUUCUUAUCAACUGUUGCUAUGAUUUAAAAUACUGAACCAUAUCUUAUUUCCAAGGAAUGUAAAAAGUGGUCUGUUCAGCUUUUAAAAGGCACACCCCACCGUUGUAUUUUGUUAACCCAAGUAUACUUCAAAAAUAAUUAGAUAAUAAUUUUAAAAUAAAUCUUUAUAAAAAAGUUUUAAAAACUA
Condylura cristata (star-nosed mole) is the source of this 2698-nucleotide messenger RNA. It is a transcript of the gene TUBD1, whose product is annotated as tubulin, delta 1. The record is from RefSeq and is a predicted model, not a curated record. Gene Ontology annotation, biological process: mitotic cell cycle; microtubule cytoskeleton organization. Gene Ontology annotation, molecular function: GTP binding; structural constituent of cytoskeleton. Gene Ontology annotation, cellular component: cytoplasm; microtubule. NCBI's taxonomy places the organism in Eukaryota, Metazoa, Chordata, Mammalia, Eulipotyphla, Talpidae. The transcript is spliced from 9 exons. Bases 177 to 1538 code for a protein of 453 amino acids.